Molecule: messenger RNA, 2714 nt
Organism: Carassius gibelio (silver crucian carp)
Lineage: Eukaryota; Metazoa; Chordata; Actinopteri; Cypriniformes; Cyprinidae
Product: sterile alpha motif domain-containing protein 3-like
Exons: 6
Coding region: 194-1756 (520 amino acids)
Source: RefSeq, a predicted model, not a curated record
UUUUUUUCAGGCUUAAAGCUAUGCAGUGCCGCUAUUGUAAAUUUUCACAUCUGCAUCAAGACAUUCUCCUUAAGCACUACAGGCUUCAUCAUUGGCAAGCAGACUUUGAAGUCUUUGUUGGAGAGACCUGACGUACUUGAGAAGACAUUUCCCAUAAAGCAGGGUACACCAGGAUUUUACACCUCACCUUUUGAUGGAAACAAUGUUACUUCGAGUCAUUCUCUCACCUGACAACAUCAGGAAGUUAUCAAUACCCACACCAUCAUCAAUUGAAGAACUCUCUGCAGUUCUCUGUGAAAAAAUGCAGAUAAUGGGAAAUUUUGUUAUCCAGUAUGAAGACCCUGACUUCAACAAUGAACUUUGUACUUUACAUGACAUCACAGAGCUUCCAAAAGACAAGGCUACUUUGAGGAUCCACUGGGAAGUAGUUGUAAGCCCAGUGGUGGACGAUGUUCACGUUUCAGAUUUCACUGUGGAUACAGCAAGCAUGACAUCCACUCAGUCAUCAGCUUUAUCACCCCAAUCAGUUUCUCCUCUAUCUACAUCCAGAUCUGAGCAGUGGCCAAGCAUGUUUCCAGUGCCUUCAUUUUCAUAUGAUGUGGAGUUGAGGCUGAAAAAAGCUAAUGAGGAUCUUCAAGCAAAUGGAACAGCCCUGAUUGUUCCAAGAGACAUGAAAAUGCAUAUCUUGGAGAAAUUGGCUGAAACUGUGUACUCUUACAAAGCCUACCCAAAAGACUCUGAAAUAGAGAAAGUUGCAUCUGCUCUGGUAGAAAAACACCCCAGUCUCAAAGACCCAGGAUCUGACACAAGUGGAUGUGAAGCAUGGAAAAUUAGCCUGAAGUUUAAAAUGGCUAAUUAUCGUCAGAAACUCCGCAAUGCAGGAUGCAGUGAGAUGAUUGUAAAUACCCACUCUAGACAAGGUUCAUCUCGAGGAUCUCUCAAGAGACCCAGAAGAUCUGAACUAAACUUUCUUCCCGACCAUCCUGUUGGUUUGGAUGAAGAAGAAUUGGAGAAGGAAAGGUCAUUGGUGGAGAAAGAAGUGAAAAAGAGAAAUUUGAGCUUGACCGUUUUGAAUGCAAAAAUGGAGACAACAUUUUCCUUGAGGAGAAAGGAAAUUGUGCAGGAUCAGCCGCUGGUGUCAACAAUCAAGCAAAGAUGGCCAGGACUGUUUUUUGAGGAGGAGGUUUGUGCUGAAUUCUUCCGCAUCAACCGUAUUGACCUGAAGUCAACAUUCCUGACAUCGCUGGACAAUCACACCCAGGGGUUGCUAAAGAUGUACAGAGCCAAAGCAAGACAGGGAAGGUGGAACAACUUGGAUGAACUUCUGGAACAACUGGAUGCCCAGACAACAGAUCUAACUACUCAUAGAAGGUCUGCUGUUCUUCGUGGUCUUCCCCUGUACUUGAGAGAGCCAGCUUCAAUUUCAAAGACUAUUAAGGAUACUGAGGCACUGGGGCCACACACAAAGGCCAUGAAAAUGGGGAUCCUGGAAGUGACUGACAGUUCUACCAACUCAGGACCAUAUCCCGCUGUAGUCAAUGUGGCUGUAGUACUGGAGGAGGAAGUUGUCAUGGACAAUCUAGGAGACUUCACAAAUGCCCUCAUGAUGCUCUUUGGUCUGCUGUAUGCUGUAAAUAUGGAGUACCCUAAGGACUUAAGGUACACAUUCGAGGCAGUCCAGAAGAUUUUCUUAAAUCUGGGAAAAGAGUGCACAGCAAGGAUACAGUCCUUGAAAAACAAGUUAUUACAGGUGUAAUGGUCAUGACAUGUCAGUCAUUAAGGUAUUUUGAGGUAUCAAAAGUUUAUUGCAAAAGUUUCUGUAAAUGCCAGUGACUUUUUUUGUUGUUGAAUUUUUGUAACUGCUCAGGAACUUGAUUACUUUUCCCCCACACAGUUUAUUUGUGGGUAAAUAGAAUUUCAGUUCAAAAGUUUGUUUCAGCAAUACCUGAGUGUAUGCUGAUAUUUUAUUUGUAAAGCAGUCAUCCCUGAGAAAUCGCAGAAUAUUUAAUUUAAGCAGAGAUUUUUUAUUUUUUUUUUUGCCAAUAGAACUGUUAAAUAGUGACCAUUGUAACCUGACAGUAGUGGGCAGUACUGUGUAUUUUAUUUUUAUUUUUUAUUUUUUUACAUGUAAUUGCACUUAGUCUUAGACUAACAGACAAAGAAUUUCAAAUGUUUACAGGCAAAGCCGUUGUCAUGUUUUACAUAGUUUCAUUUUGUAAAGCAGAUUUUUUUUUUUCCAGUACAGCAAUUGACUAAGAGUGAUAUGUCAUGCUUUCUUGAACUCUCAGAUCUUGUUUCGGCACUGGUUGAAUAUUGUGUAAUAUUUUACUUGAGCCUAACAGGCAAUUUCAUAUGUAUUUAAAUAAAUGCAUAAAAUGUUCUUUAUCAAAGCAAAGUGUGUAAUUUAUUUGAAAUAAUGAAAAAUAGACUAUUUUGACCAACGUUAAUUAAAAAUAGACUUAUUGGCCAACAUUAAAUAUUUCAUACAACAUUUUAUUUCAAUUUGAGUCUGCUUGUUGGCCCAAAAAGCUAUGUUUAGUCAACAGAAAAUAUUUAAUUGACACAACAUUCUAUUUCAAGUUCCGUCUACAUGCAGGGGUUGUCAGCCCAACACAAAAAAGUUGGUUUCCGCAACUUAAAUUGGGCCAACUAAAAAUUUUAGGUGCAACGGGUCACUAGAAAUUUUUAUGUUGGAGAGGCAUAUUUUUUUUUAC